Alternaria burnsii is the source of this 708-nucleotide messenger RNA. RefSeq lists its product as uncharacterized. The coding region runs from base 1 to 708 and encodes 235 amino acids. The record is from RefSeq and is a predicted model, not a curated record. The transcript is spliced from 2 exons. Gene Ontology annotation, molecular function: hydrolase activity. Lineage: Eukaryota; Fungi; Ascomycota; Dothideomycetes; Pleosporales; Pleosporaceae.
AUGCCGACAAGCAGUAAUGAAAUCUACACAGCACACUUCGAUAGCAACCAAUUCGUAGUUGGCGGUGGUGUCGCAAUAUUCCAUCUUGCCACGAAUCGAGUCGUGAUAUGCAGCUGCGUGUAUCGCGGACAAAAGUUCUACUUCCUCCCUAAGGGACGGCGCGACGCUGGCGAAGAGAGCGGCACAGGUGCCGAAAGAGAAGGGUACGAAGAGUCUGGCUAUCGCAACCGCCUUCUCCCUCUACCUACUGCUCACCGCCAACCGCAAGCCCACCCGCGUAUCCAUGCUUCUCCACAGACUGCCGAGCCAGUAUACAUGCAGCUCCUUCCUCUCGGUUCUCGGCAGUAUAUAAUCUACUGGUACAUUGCUGAGACACUUCCUCCAAUUCUCGAAACCCUGCUUGAGACGGAAGCAGGCGCCGCGUACAAACCACCACCGCCAUAUCCUCAGAACCUUUCUUUACGAGAGAGAAUCAAGGAAGAACCUGAAGGGUACGAGCCAAGACACCACGAGAAUACAGGAGUAGAUGAGCUGGAAGUAACGUAUAAAAGUGAGUUGGUGAGUGUGGAGAAAGCGGUGGAAAAGUUAGGACGGGAAGGCAGUAUGGGAAAAAUCAUGGCGGAUGUGGUUAAGAAAGGGUGGGAGGGAAUUCAACGGAGGCUCGAAAUGGAAGACGCUGCUACGCACGAGAGUCCUGAAGCAGUUUGA